This is a messenger RNA of Bombus pascuorum, 2717 nucleotides long. It is a transcript of the gene sip1, whose product is annotated as tuftelin-interacting protein 11. The record is from RefSeq and is a predicted model, not a curated record. Gene Ontology annotation, biological process: spliceosomal complex disassembly. Gene Ontology annotation, cellular component: U2-type post-mRNA release spliceosomal complex. Lineage: Eukaryota; Metazoa; Arthropoda; Insecta; Hymenoptera; Apidae. Bases 155 to 2647 code for a protein of 830 amino acids. The transcript is spliced from 8 exons. Gene Ontology annotation, molecular function: nucleic acid binding.
AACGAAACACAACAUAACCUUUAAUGGUUGACAGUUACAUUAUCGUUGUGUUUUAUUUCUAUAUUUUUUAAAAAUAUAAAUUUGAUAUAAUAACAAUCGAUUAAAAACUUGUUUAAUAGAAGUUUAAUACAGAAUAUUGAUAGACAUUAGCAAAAUGUCAGAAAACGAAGUAGAAAGCUUCGAAAUCACUGAUUACGACCUUGAGAAUGAAUUCAAUAUUAAUCGUCCUAGGCGUAAAUUAUCAAAAAAACAACAAAUGCUUGGUGUUUGGGGCGAUGAUAGCGACGAAGAUGAAUUAUCCGCUAGACCAUCGUUUAAGACAUUUGAUAAAGGACCAAAGAAUUAUACGACUCCUGUAAAUUUUGUAGCAGGAGGUAUUCAACAAGCUGGGAAGCCUAAAGACGAGACAAAGGACAAAGAUGACGAUGAAAGCGACAACGGGAGCAAAUCACAAAAAGAAUUUCCAAAUAGUUCAAGUUCUGAAGAUGAGAAACCGAGUUCUGUGCAUCAACGUACGUCGUUUUCGUUAAAUACGGAUGGGGAUAUUGCAGGUUUACGUAAAAAGAAGCAUAAAGUAAACCCCUUAUUAAUGCAAAGUGGGAUGGGAAGUUGGGAAGUCUAUACAAAAGGUAUUGGUGCCAAGUUGUUACUACAGAUGGGCUUUGAACCUGGAAAAGGAUUGGGUAAACAGUUACAAGGUAUAAGCGCGCCAGUUGAAGCACAUCUGAGAAAAGGUAGAGGUGCGAUUGGUGCUUAUGGACCAGAAAAAGGUCCUAAAGUUGCAGAAAAGAAAAAAGACGAAGAAAUAGAAGAAGGGAAAGAUCCCAAAGCUAAAUUAUCACAGUGGAGGAAAGGAGAUGGAAAUACUGUUAAGAGAAAAGUAAAUUAUAUAUAUCGAAGUGUUGAUCAAGUUUUGGAAGAUGGGAAAUUGAAACCUAACAAAAAGGCAAGAAUAUCCAACAAGAUGAGUAGGGUUAAAGUUAUAGAUAUGACUGGCCCGGAACAAAGAAUUCUUAGUGGAUAUCAUGCUAUAGCUGGAAGUCAACAGCGACCCGACGAAAACGUCGUAGUUACCGAUAAAAAGUCCAGAGUUAAUUUUGCAUUGCCAGAACUUCAGCAUAAUUUAAAUAUACUUGUGGAUAUGUGUGAGCAAGAUAUUAUACAAAACGAUAGAAGGACACGGCAUCUAAGUGAUAGAGUAAUUGCACUAGAGGCAGAGAAGAGAAACUUGUCUAAAGUUAUAGAUCAACAUGGUCAGGGAAUAGAUACGUUAGAAAACGUUCUUGCAAUCGUAGACAGAUUGAUGGAUGAAACAAAUCAAUUAACAUUACAAGAAACUGCGGACGCUUUUAAAGAUUUACAAGAUAAAUAUUACGAGGAAUAUAAAAUGUACGAACUCGGUGAAUUAGCUAGCAGUUUUGUUGGUCCAAAAAUAAAAGAUUGUUUGAUUAAUUGGAAUCCAUUGAUGCAACCAAAACAAUGUAUUAAAUUAUUCGAUCAAUGGAAAAGUAUCUUAGAGAGUGGUACCACCAGCACUCUUCAACCAAGAACUAUGUGCCCGUAUGAACAUCUUGUUUGGAAUUCGUGGAUGCCAUCGAUCAGAGGUGCUAUACAACAGUGGACAUGUAGGCAGCCAGAACCACUAAUUGAAUUAAUAGAACAUUGGAUCCCACUACUUCCAAAUUGGAUAUUAGAAAAUAUUUUAGAUAUGCUGGUUCUCCCCAAACUCACUUUGGAAGUAGAAGAAUGGAAUCCCCUUACCGAUACAGUGCCUAUUCACACAUGGAUUCAUCCUUGGUUACCACUUCUACGAAAUCGUUUAGAUACUUUAAUAUAUCCAAUAAUACGACGUAAAUUAGGAUCCGCAUUGGGUGGUUGGCACCCGUCUGACAGAUCUGCCAGAUUAAUGUUACAACCAUGGUCUAAUGUUUUCGCAAAAGGAGAUAUGGAAGCCUUCCUGGUGAAAAAUAUCAUCCCAAAAUUGCAAAUAGCUCUUUCGGAAUUUGUUAUAAAUCCCCAUCAGCAACAUUUAGAUCAAUGGAACUGGGUAUACGAAUGGAAGGACUUACUUCCAUCUCAUAUAAUGGCAGGCCUGUUGGAUAAAUUCUUUUUCCCUAAAUGGUUACAAGUUUUGGCCUUGUGGCUAAAUCAUUCUCCUAACUUUGAUCAAGUUACAAAUUGGUAUAUGGGAUGGAAAAGUAUGUUGAAUGAAAAAAUAUUGGCCGAACCGUUGGUGAAAGAACAUUUCAAAAAAGCGUUAGAAAUAAUGAAUAGAGCAGUUUCCGUGCCACAGAGUCAUCAACCGGGUGCAAUGGAGCAAGUUUCCUAUUUAACGAGCUUAGAAAGAAGUCAACCUACUAUGUCACAAAUGCCUUCAACAGCUCAACCAAGAAUGGAGAGACUUGCCGAAGCAGUUAGGACAGUAUCACAAAUACCUCAUGGUUUCAAAGACCUUGUACAAAAGAAGUGCGAGGAAAAAGGUAUAUUGUUUAUGCCAAUACCGAAUCGGUACAGGGAAGCAAAGCAAGUUUAUAAAGUUGGUAAUGUCCAAGCUUAUAUAGAUGGAAAUGUUUUAUUCGUUUGUCACAAUGGCAUGAAUUGGAUGCCAACACAUCUAAAUGCUUUACUAGACAUGUCUGAACUUUAAGAAUAAUUAUAAUCUUAAUAUACUACAUAAUUAAUGUAGUAUAUAUUAAUAUUUUAUAAUUAUGUAAUGU